Paramuricea clavata is the source of this 4844-nucleotide messenger RNA. The record is from the annotation of a GenBank genome assembly. NCBI's taxonomy places the organism in Eukaryota, Metazoa, Cnidaria, Anthozoa, Malacalcyonacea, Plexauridae.
UUGGAUUUCUCAAGACCAGCCAUGAAAUUUCUCAUAGUUGUCACGCUUUUCGCUUGCGUAUUGGUUUGCGCAAAUGCGCAAUUGAUACAGAGCAUUGAUGAUGUCCCACUUCCCGACGAAGUUUUUCCAAUCGAGGAAGGGUCAGGCGAACCAGACGUAGAUGAGCCAGCUACAGAAGACAACGAAGAUGGCAAUGAUGAGGUAUUUAUUAACUUAAUUCUUGUAAUGCAUGUUCGAACACGAGCUCGACAUUUGAAUAAUUAAACUAUAAGGUGUAAUGUCAUGCAAAUUCUAUUAUCGGUAAUCACAGUAACACUGGAAAUUGAAGUCUUGACUGAAUACUUAACAAUGGUAGUCCAUCUGGUUAAUGGUUUUUGUGCCAAAAACAAUAAGGCCAAUGAAAAUUGAUAUCAUGUUUCUCGUCCACGAUUUUCAAAAAUUUGGAGCCGGAUUUUUUUCAUUUUUCAUUAUUUUUUGUAUUUGAAUUCUGCUUGUCAAUAAUUUCCUUGACCCAGUAAAAAAACCCAUAAAAAUCUGAAGUAAAUCGGUGUAUAAUUCAUUUUAAUUUAAUACGUCCUACUCUACGGUAUAUUUAUAUACAUACCAGGGCUGACAUGAAAAAUAGAGGCAUAUUCUUGCGAGUAGAAUUAGAAAGAUACAAUUUGAGUUGCGCUUGCGGAAUGCAGCAAUAAGACUUUGAUUUGGAGAUCAAUUUGGUGCCUUGUUAAGCCUAUUUUUCAAAAAUAAUGAAUAAUGAAAAAUUUUCAUGCGGCAGAUAAAUCCCAUGCGGGCGGGGACGAGAAACAUGAUAUCAAUUUUCAUUGGCCUAAGAUUGAUUCAUUCUUAAACAAAAGUUUUAUCCAUUUGAAGGAAGUCUUUUUCAUAACUGCAAAAAGUGUUUGAAUAGUUUCAUUAUUGAUUACCUAGACUGGUAAGGAUGAUUUCGAUGAUGAUGACGACGAUGAUGAUGAUGAUGAUGAUGAUGAAGAAGAUGGUGUUUAUAAGUAUAAUUAUUAUGGCAGUAGACGUGGUCGACGAAAUCGUGGGGGAAGAUAUCGGAGAGGAGGACGUGGAUGGGGACGUCGCCGAGGACAUCGCCGAGGGCAGAAAAGUGGAUGGGUUGGUAUAAUAAAUAACUUAUUUAUCAGACAACAGGAUAUUAAUUAAUAUAUAUACAUAAGAAAAAACACAACAUUUUGUUGUCAAAAUAAAGUUGACCAGAUUUAAUAGACCUUUCCCCUUUUGAGUGAAAUUUUGAUCUAGAUAUGCCGGCUGGACAAAAAUUUCAUCACAGCUUGAAAGAGCAUCACAGAAUUAGUAAUAUUCCGAAGUUUCGUUGCGAAAUGUUGUAAAAUGCGGAUAAUAUAGCCUUGCGAAGUUUGCCGUUUUUCAGUCAUUUUGCAUUACAAACGGGAAAUUGAUAAUCAGUUUGAUCAUCUGAUUAUCAAUUUCCCGUCUGUAAUGCAAAAUGACUGAAAAACGGCAAACUUCGCAAGGCAUAUUUAUCCGCAUCUUACAACAUUUCGCAACGGAAUAUUACACUAAUUUUGUGAUGCUCUUUCAAGCUGUGAUGAAAUUUUUGUCCAGCCGGCAUAUCUAGAUCAAAAUUUCACUCAUGCAUAAGGGGAAAGAAAGGUCUUAUUGUAUUAGAAACUCAGGGUGAGCAUCAAAAUUGUUUUACAGCAAAAGUGCUACGAUUCUUUCAUCAAAUGUGAGAAUGGUACUACUUUUACCCGAGAUGAAUGCACGACGAAAUUAAAAGAUUGCCUUGAAGAUUACAGCAAGGUAUGUUCAGCUUUUCUUACUGAGAUUAGUGGCAGACACAUAUAUGGGAACGAUCGGCUAGCCCCACAAGGUUUUUUAAUGUCACAGAUAAAAUAUUACUAUAUGGCAGUAUAUAUGUUGCAUCAUGCAUGUAACGAAGUUUCUUAGACCAUGAAAGUCUUAAUGUUGAGGACGGGAAUAUAAGCAACUUAAGUCGAGCUAAAUUAAAGUUACGACUUGGUCAACGAGGAAUAAUCCUUUCCUUGCAUGGAGUACUAGCUGUGUCAAAAGAUUGUAUUUAAACUAUACAUAUAUAAAUAUGCUUGUUGAAUGUGAAAAUGAUGAUUGUGGAUUUUUAUUGAUGUAGAAUCACACCAUGAGGAAUACCACUUUGGGCUUGGCUAUUCGAAAUUGCUGGGUAUGUGUAAAUUUAUUUGAAACUUGUAUUGUCAGCUCAGAGUCAUAUUUUCAACUUUAUAGAUUAGUUGUAGAGGAAGCGGGUUUGAUAACACGGGGCCGGGGACAGGUUUUAGGGGUUGGUUUGGGGGACCUUUAGAAGUUCAUAAGGAAGACACUUCCAGGCGAAUACUACAUGCAUGCAUGUGAUCACACGAAGUCAGACAUUUCUUGUUACGGCGUCAGUGUUGGUACUAUAACCGUAAUGUGUUUUUUUUUACAGAAAAACUGCACGCUGCAAUUGUUUAAUUGUUUGAAGAACACGGGUACGAGUGUCACUGUGUGUUUGAAGGAGAAGGAUGUUUGUGGGACGCAAUGCAGGGUGAGACUUCUUCUUUGAUGUCAAACUUUGUCUUGUUGUCGAUGAUAUACUUGACUAUAUUUCCCUGACAUCUAUGACUAUAUAUAUGUACUAGUUGCAACACGAGCGACCGUGCAUGUUGUAUCGGAUAUACAAACUUGAGCUGAAUCCCGGCUUGUAUAUCCGAUACAACACGAAACACAAUUUAAAUAAAAUAGUAAAUGAAUGAUAUUUGAUGAGAAUAUUAAACAGUUUUAAAGUUUAUGUAAACUUCUGCAUGAUUUUGUAUCAGACAUACAAAAAUCCUUCACGGUCAUGAUUUCUUUCAUGGUUUCUUCAUGAACUAUUAAUGAUUUCACAAAAUUAUAUAGGAAUUUCCCACAUGCAAACCACAAACUGCAUAUCAUUUAUGUGAUUAACCAUAUGCAUCUGCAUUGCAAGAUAUCACUGAAUGUUUGUCAACCUGUAGUGUACAGUAGCAAUUCUUUUUUGAUAUGUUUACAUGGGAUUUAAACGAUUAUUUAUUCAUUUUGAAAUCAUUUUUUUUAUUUAUUUUGAAUUUAAUUUCAAACAUAUAAAUUAUAUAUAGAGCAUACAGUAUUUUAUAUUCAAAAUAUUAACAAAAUCAGUACUUAGUACAUUAUAGUAAUUAAGCAUAUACGCCUCAUGUAUUCUAAAAGCUCACUCACAAUCACACUCAAAGAGUGGAGGUUCAAUCUGAGCUUCCUUUGAGUGUCAAUGCCGUUUUUGAAUAGCUGGAGGGCGAGUAGUCACAUAUAGUAAGGUACAUCACUAAAACCUGUAUUCUAAAAGCUCACUCGCACUCAAAGAGUGGAGUUUCAAUCUGAGCUUCCCUUGAGUGUCAAUGCCGUUUUUGAAUAGCUGGAGGGCGAGUAGUCACAUAUAGUAAGGUACAUCACUAAAACCUGUAUUCUAAAAGCUCACUCACACUCAAAGAGUGGAGUUUCAAUCUGAGCUUCCCUUGAGUGUCAAUGCCGUUUUUGAAUAGCUGGAGGGCGAGUAGUCACAUAUAGUAAGGUACAUCACUAAAACCUGUAUUCUAAAAGCUCACUCACACUCAAAGACUGGAGUUUCAAUCUGAGCUUCCCUUGAGUGUCAAUGCUGUUUUUGAAUAGCUGGAGGGUUAGUAUCGUACCCGUUACUAUGUGACUACUCACUCAGUCCAGCUAUUCAAAAUUUAAAACAGCGCUGACCGGACUCAAGGGGGAAGUUCAGAUUGAACCUCCAUUCUUUGAGUGUGAGUGAGCUUUUAAUUGAAUACAGGCGAUUGUCCUGCAGAUUCGUGAAACAAUUAUCGGUUUAAAUUUAAAAGAAUCAGUAAAAUUUAGUACCUCCAUAGGCAGCCCAAAAGUGCGUGUUGAAAUUUUUACCCUCGCGCAUGGCGCUCGGGCAUGCAUCGAGUCUACUCAGUUUAUUAUUAUGAAUUUAUGUAUAUCUAUAUUUUAGAGUUUAAUAACCACUGUCGGCCAUCGUGGCCGUUAUGGCUACAGACGUUCCAGAAGACAAGGAAAACGAAACCGAAACCGUUCCAUCCGUACCGGAUAAAUCAAGUGAGGUAAAUUCUCACAUUUAUGGAAUAAGUUCACAGGAACUCGUUUCAUUUGUUCAGUACACAAAAUCGUCCUGUUUCAUGCUCCUUUGUAAAGCCGUAAAGAGUCAUACGAGCAACAACAACUUGCAGCAACUUGCAAUAAAAUCUUAUUUCAACGCAUGUUAUAAUUGAAAUGUUCACACAGACGUUGCAACACCCAAGACAACAUUAGUACAAAUUUCCAAUUAACAUGCGUUGAAAUCAGGUUUUAUUGCAAGUUGCUGCAAUUUUGUUGUUCGUAUUACUUUACCUUAAAGACAAGCCGAAAUCAUGAAUAUUUACAGGUAGGUGCCAUAACCAGAAAUUUCAGAAGAAAAUGGGCCCCGAUUUUUUAAAUAAAUUAGCUGUGAUUUUCACUGCAAUUUACUACGUGGGCAGAAAUUAGAAAAAACAAAAAUGGCACGUGUAUAAAAAUUGCAUGCAUGCAUUAAUAUAAAUAGAAGUAUGCAUUAAUAAUGAUAAAUAAUUAGUAUACAAAGCAUGUUACCAAACCUGUCAGUUCAAAGUGUAAAAAUUUUCCAACUAUUUAAAUAUCUUAUUUUUAUCUUUCCAGGUUACUAAGAUAAAACCAUAUGGAGAGAAGAAUGAAAGUAAAUAAGCGGCCUUUUAUAUUAAUAAAUCAACGAUUAUAUACUCUACUGUAUAGACUAGAAUAUCAAAUUAUAGGGUUGUAUAGGGUUGUACUAAAUAAAAUUCAUUAUGCUCACUAAA